UCACUAUAACACAAGGACUUAUUCUCUGAGCGGAGCCUGGAGAUACUUACAGAUCUUCAUCUUCAUCGUCGGAGGAGCUUCUCUUCUUCUCUGAGGUGUGAAGCCUGCUGUCACCAUGUCUGACACUGAGGAAGUGGAUCAGCUUGAGGAUGAGGAAGCCCAGGAGGAGGUAGUAGAAGUAGAAGUAGCCCCUGAGGCGGAGGCCCAGGUAGAAGCAGAGCCAGAGGUAGAGCCUGAACCAGAACCAGAGCCAGAGCCAGAGCCAGAGCCAGAGGAGGUGGUGCAGCAGGUUGAGGAAGAGGCCUAUGAAGAGGAAGUGGACGAGGGAGAUCAAGAUGAAGAGAAGCCAAAGUUCAAACCCAGUGCUCCCAAGAUCCCCGAUGGCGAGAAAGUGGACUUUGACGACAUCCAGAAGAAACGUCAAAACAAAGACCUUUAUGAGCUGCAGUCGCUGAUCGACGCUCACUUUGAGUGCAGGAAGAAGGAGGAGGAGGAGCUCAUCGCUCUCAAAGAAAGAAUUGAGAAGCGUCGCGCUGAGCGAGCCGAGCAGCAGAGGAUUCGCGCUGAAAAGGAUAAAGAGCGGCAGGCCAGGCGGGAGGCUGAGAGGCAGAAGAGGGAGGACGCUGACGCCCACAGGAAGGCUGAGGAUGAGGCCAAGAAGAAGAUAGCACUGAGCAACAUGGGAUCAGGAUACAGUGGCAUCCUGCAGAGGGCUGAACGGAAGAGAGGCAAGAGGCAGACAGAGAGAGAAAAGAAGAAGAUGAUCAUGGCGGACAGAUGCAAGCCCCUGAACAUCGACAAUCUGAGCGAGGACAAGCUGAGGGAAAAGGCGAAGGAGCUCCUGGAGUGGCUGAACAGCCUGGAGGCAAUCAAAUACGACCACAACGAGAAGCUCAAGAGACAGAGAUAUGAGGUGAUCUCUCUCAGAAACCGCAUCGAUGAGCUGCAGAAACAUAGCAAGAAGGGAGCCGCCUCGCGCCGCAGGAAGUGAGCGGCUCCUCAGCGAUGGUCAGCCCGGACAGGAGGCGCCUCCCAUCGGCUACAAGAGCGGCUCAGAGCCCGUAGACUCCCUCAACUCAAACAAAGGCAACUACUGGCAACAGUCUUACCGCCUGUGUCUGCUUGACUGACAUGGUUUAUCUGGAUGAAUUUAGCUCCAAUAAAGAAAUUUUAUCUCCGUGUGUUUGUGUAAAAAAGAGAUACAAAGAAUAAAAUGCCAGAAGUAUC
Molecule: messenger RNA, 1227 nt
Organism: Acanthopagrus latus (yellowfin seabream)
Lineage: Eukaryota; Metazoa; Chordata; Actinopteri; Spariformes; Sparidae
Product: troponin T, fast skeletal muscle isoforms-like
Exons: 16
Coding region: 116-991 (291 amino acids)
Biological process (GO): muscle contraction; regulation of muscle contraction; sarcomere organization
Cellular component (GO): troponin complex
Molecular function (GO): troponin C binding; tropomyosin binding; troponin I binding
Source: RefSeq, a predicted model, not a curated record